Messenger RNA from Tetrahymena thermophila SB210, 1110 nucleotides. RefSeq names its product cyclic nucleotide-binding domain protein. Gene Ontology annotation, cellular component: perinuclear region of cytoplasm; nucleus; cytosol. NCBI's taxonomy places the organism in Eukaryota, Ciliophora, Oligohymenophorea, Hymenostomatida, Tetrahymenidae. Gene Ontology annotation, biological process: activation of GTPase activity; nucleocytoplasmic transport. The transcript is spliced from 13 exons. Gene Ontology annotation, molecular function: small GTPase binding; GTPase activator activity. The record is from RefSeq and is a predicted model, not a curated record.
AUGUUAUAAUAGAUUAAAUAUUACAACAUAUUAGAAGAAUUUUUAAACUCUUCACUUUUAUCUCAUGAGGUUCUUCAUAUUGAUCUAAAUUUCAAUUAAAUUGGUGAUGAUAGUGCAUCAGGCUUAGGUUCUUCUUUAGCAAAGUGUAUUUAUCUCUAAAAAUUGACACUUGACCUUAGUUUGAAUUAAAUUGGUGAUGGUGGUGCAUCAAGCUUAGGUUCUGCUUUAGCAAAAUGCAUAAAUCUCUCAAAUUUGACUCUUGACCUUUAUGGCAAUAAAAUUGGUGCAAUAGGUGCAUAAGGCUUAGGUUCUGCUAUAGCAAAAUGCAUGAAUCUCUCAAAUUUUACACUUUAACUUUAUUCCAAUUAAAUUGGUGCAGUUGGUGCAUCAAACUUAGGUUUUGAAUUAUCAAAGUCCAUUAAUCUCUCAAAUUUGACACUUUACAUUGGUCCCAAUUAAAUUGGUGCAACAGAUGCAUCAAGCUUGGGUUUUGAAUUAUCAAAGUGCAUUAAUCUCUCAAAUUUGACACUUGACCUUAAUUCCAAUUAAAUUGGUGAGGAUGGUACAACAGGCUUAGGUUCUAAUUUAGCAAAGUGCUUUAAUCUUUCAAAUUUGACACUUUUCCUUAAUUCCAAUUAAAUUGGUGCAAAAGGUGCAUCAAACUUAAUUUCUGAAUUAUCAAAAUGCAUUUAUCUCUCAAAUUUGACACUUGGCCUUAAUGGCAAUAAAAUUAGUGCAAUAGGUGCAUCAGGCUUAGGUUCUGCUUUAGCAAAGUGCAUAAAUGUCUCAAAUUUGACACUUAACCUUGAUUCUAAUUAAAUUGGUGAUGAUGGCGCAUCAGUCUUAGGUUCUGAAUUAGUAAAGUGCAUUAAUCUCUCAAAUUUGACACUUUACCUUUAUGACAAUUAAAUUGGUGAUUCAGGUGUAUCAGGCUUGGGUUCUGCUUUAGCAAAGUGCAUUAAUCUCUCAAAUUUGACACUUGAUCUUCAUUCGAAUUAAAUUGGUGAUGAUGGAGCAUCAGUAUUAGGUUCUGAAUUAGAAAAGUGCAAUAAUCUCUCAAAUUUGACACUUUACCUUAAAUAAAAACAAUUUAUUUGUUUUGGAUUGUGA